AUGGUGGGAGACAAGGCGAGAGGGGAGAUGAACGCCUUUCAGAGAAAUGAAUCCAAGGAAACUUUGUUCACUUUUAUUUCUGCAGGAGAUGAUCCCCCCAAAGGAGACUUUCCUGUUCAGAAAAAAUGCCCGAAACUCUGUGGCUCCAACUACCCCUUAAGCAUUGCCUUCAUUGUGGUCAACGAGUUCUGUGAGCGCUUCUCCUACUAUGGCAUGAGAGCUGUCCUGACACUGUAUUUCUUAAGCUUCUUCCACUGGGAUGAGAAUCUCUCCACUGCUGUGUACCAUGCCUUUUCUGCCCUAUGUUAUUUCACACCUGUCAUUGGAGCCAUCAUGGCAGACUCGUGGCUGGGGAAAUACAAGACGAUCAUCUACCUCUCCAUUGUGUAUGUGAUUGGCCAUCUGAUAAAGUCAGUGGGGGCCAUUCCAUCCCUAGGCAACCAGACCGUUCAUGUGGUCCUGUCUAUGGUUGGUCUGUUUUUGAUCGCCCUUGGAACGGGAGGUAUCAAGCCCUGUGUCUCUGCAUUUGGUGGGGACCAGUUUGAAGAGGAACAUACCUCGGAGAGAAGCAAGUUUUUUUCCAUCUUCUAUUUAUCCAUUAAUGCUGGAAGUUUGAUCUCCACGUUUGUAACUCCUGUAUUAAGAGGGGAUGUGAAAUGUUUUGGAGAGGAUUGUUAUGCAUUGGCUUUUGGUGUCCCAGCAGCACUGAUGGUGUUGUCCCUUGUUGUGUUCAUUGCUGGAAGUGGACUGUACAGGAAAACGCCACCGGAAGGGAACGUCUUACUUGAAGUGUGCAAAUGCAUCGGUUUUGCUAUUAAAAACCGUCUGCAAAACCGCUCCCGGCAGAUUCCAAAGAGAGCUCACUGGCUGGACUGGGCGUCGGAAAAGUACUCAAAACAGCUGAUUGGGGAGGUUAAAAUGGUGACGCGCGUUCUCUUCCUCUUCAUACCGCUGCCAAUGUUCUGGGCCCUUUUUGAUCAGCAGGGUUCCAGGUGGACUUUGCAAGCCACAAAAAUGAAUGCUGAUUUUGGAAUAUAUGUCCUUCAGCCUGACCAAAUGCAGUUCUUAAAUCCACUUCUUAUUCUUGUCUUCAUCCCACUUUUUGACCUUGGGCUCUACCCCCUGAUAAACAUGUGCAAAUUUAAUUUCACACCUAUUAGGAAAAUGGCAACAGGUAUGAUCCUUGCAGGGCUGGCAUUUGGACUUGCAGCCAUUAUAGAAGUCAAAAUCAAUGAAACUGAUAUGCCUCGACUAAUCCCUGGAGAAAGUUUAAUUCGGGUCCUGAAUUUGGCAAAGAAUCCUGUUCAAGUGACAGUCCAAGACCAGGAUCUAUUUCAGCAGCCCGUGAAGGCUUUUCAGGAGCCAGCUGAGUACUCAAAAUUAAUAUUGAAUGGAGAGCAACAGAGCCUUCUCUUCACCCUGCAACAUCAAGGACUGUCUCUUGUUUUUAACUACACCGUGAAGGAAAAAUCAGUAUACAGCUUAAUUAUUUUUGAGGCAGAAGGAGGCCUAUCAAGCCACUUAGUUACAGACUUGGCAGCAAAGCCAGAAAAUGGUUUGGCAGCUGUUAGAUUUAUUAAUGGUUUGAGCCAAGAUGUCAAUCUCACCAUUGACAGCAAACGAUUCUUUGCUGUUCAGAAAAACUACAGCACUUCUGAGUACUUGCUGCUAGAGAGGGACAAAUAUAAUAAUGGAAAAUGCAUAAUUGAAGCAGAAGAGUUCACCCUAGAGCUAGGGCUGCUUGAUUUUGGUGCAUCAUAUACCAUCGUGAUAACUAAUGCUUCUGGAGGUGCUGUUAAGAUAUGGAAAUCAGAAGAUAUCAAAGCCAACAAUGUCCAUAUGGCUUGGCAGUUGCCACAAUACUUAUUAAUAUCUGCUGGGGAGGUGAUGUUCUCCAUUACAGGUCUGGCCUUCUCCUAUUCUCAGUCUCCAGCCAGCAUGAAGUCAGUGCUACAGGCAGGCUGGCUGCUCACCGUGGCUGUUGGAAAUACCCUUGUGCUUGUUGUUGCAGAGGCUGCACCAAUGGCACAGUGGGCUGAAUUUGUCAUGUUCACUGUUCUCCUCUUUGCUGUGUGCAUUAUUUUCUCCAUCAUGGGAUAUUUCUAUGUCAGUGUGGAUCCAGAGGACCUAGAAGAAAAUGAAGAGAAGAGAGAGACCUCAAGCAGAGGAAACAUGAUUAGUCUUGUUACUCAGAAAACAAAACUCUAA
Molecule: messenger RNA, 2208 nt
Organism: Calypte anna (Anna's hummingbird)
Lineage: Eukaryota; Metazoa; Chordata; Aves; Apodiformes; Trochilidae
Gene: SLC15A2
Product: solute carrier family 15 member 2
Exons: 22
Coding region: 1-2208 (735 amino acids)
Biological process (GO): oligopeptide transport; transmembrane transport
Cellular component (GO): membrane
Molecular function (GO): dipeptide transmembrane transporter activity
Source: RefSeq, a predicted model, not a curated record